AUGGAGUACCUUCAGAAGUUGAAACCCAAGUCCAUAUCGAGAACCAAGCCCAGGGUAACGUCAAAAACGAGUCUGAAGAGGACUUUUACAGGCUGUUGGACAUGCCGUUCUCGCCGGGUUAAGUGUGAUGAACGCAUCCCAAGCUGUACCCCGUGCGAGAAGUUCGGGCAGGCUUGUGCAGGCUACGCGCAGAGUCUGGUUUGGGUUACUCCAAACCACAAGACAUACCAGCACGUUUCUACGUGGAAAGGCUUCGUUAUCCAUGAUGCAAGUUCCGUCGACGAAUUGAUCGAGAGAUGUGAUAUUGUUAAGGAUGAAAUCGACAACGGCAGAGUGUCCUGUCUACCCUUUUCAGUGUUUCAGAACUCACAAUGCCAUCUAGCAGAGGUCGAGGAAGCGGAGGCCUUGACAGAGUGCGACAAUCUUUCAAGUCCCGGAAAUGCCUCUGCUGUCGAAGACUCUCCGGUAUUCACACCUUCAGACUUGUUCACAUCAUCACUGCAACUCCUCAUGCCAACAGCAGAUAGUCGAUUGACUCCAGCAGAAGCUAAUUUAUUCCAUCACUACGUAUCGCGUGUUGCUCCUAUGUUACUACCUCUUGACGAUACAGGAAAUCCGUGGGCUACCUACCCCGCGAUGGCGUUACACUACAGCUCUGUUGGUCAAAGGUAUCUAUUAUAUGCGUUGCUAGCACAUGCUGCGAUUCUUCGUGCCAACAUAGGCUCAGACACAGAGAACAUGCUUGCUACGGGAGGGAAGUACUAUGUCCUAGCGAUGGAGGAACUACGAAAAAGUCUAGGAGAGGACAAGGUUGACUAUCUCUUCCGAGGGAGUUCAAAAACGUGGAGACAUCACUACAAUGCUGCGUGGGAAUUCUUGCAGCAACAAGGAAAGCAAAAGAAGUGGACUCGCUCAGAAGAUGCUUGGUAUGCUACCCAGAGCUUUUAUUUGCUCCGAAUAAUGAGCGAAACAUCUCUUGUUCGGGGUGAACGAUUUCACGCUCAUCAGAUCCGCGUGGAUUCGGAGGACGAUAUCCCGCUCAAAGAAUUCUCUACCAAUACCCACUUUGGAUAUACCAUAGGUGCAUCAAACACUUUGAUGUCUUGUAUUUCAGAGAUCAACGAAUACUCCCAGCAAGGAUUAAUAUUCGGUGUGGAUGAGGCUACUGACGAAAUUGUUGGGAAUUUACGGAAACAAUUAGAAGCCUUCAGGACAACAACAGCUGUAAUUCAGGGUCUCCGAGUUAGGUCACCCAACGAUGCCUGCGAAGGCUUGUGCAGGCAUUCAGCCAAACAGGCACAUCUUCGAGCGUACACUGCGGCUGCUCUUGUUUACUUCCAUCACGAGUUCUACGCUCUACCUCCAAUGGCUAUGGCUCCUUACGUGUCGGAAAUUCUGAAUUCAAUUUCCACUUUUACCGAGCUGACAAAAGGGAAUUAUACACUGUGGCCAAUUUUUAUUGCAGCUGUGGAAGCUUAUGAGGAAGUUGACAUCCGCAGGUUCCAAGAGCUGUUCAGAAACGCUUGUGCUGUUGGAAUGGCAAAUCGAGUGCAAAUCCAGAAACUCGUAGAGCGCAUCUGGAAAAUACGAGAAGCCCAGGCCUCCCAGACAGGACAGGAGAAAGGCUUAAUUAGAGUGGACUGGAAGAAUGUCAUGCAUGUUCUCGAAAUGGAUGUGUUGCUAAUAUGA
This is a messenger RNA of Glarea lozoyensis ATCC 20868, 1689 nucleotides long. Its product is annotated as Zn2/Cys6 DNA-binding protein. Gene Ontology annotation, molecular function: DNA-binding transcription factor activity, RNA polymerase II-specific; transcription cis-regulatory region binding; zinc ion binding. Lineage: Eukaryota; Fungi; Ascomycota; Leotiomycetes; Helotiales; Helotiaceae. Gene Ontology annotation, cellular component: nucleus. Gene Ontology annotation, biological process: positive regulation of transcription by RNA polymerase II. Bases 1 to 1689 code for a protein of 562 amino acids. The record is from RefSeq and is a predicted model, not a curated record. The transcript has 5 exons.